AGUGACAUUUUCGCGCUGUCAUUCUUUGAAAUUUUUGAGUCACUUUCAAUCAAAACAACGAAAUUCGUAAAGCUAAAAGUUAUUUAAAUUUAAAUUUUUAAGGUUCAUUUGUUCCAUCACUCAACGUGUUUCAUUAAUCGUGCCCCUUCACCCGAACUCAGGAAGUAGAUAUGGCAGGUUACUUUGAAGAAAUGGGCUGGAGAGAACUAGAAGAAGGAGAGGCACCAAAUCACUUGCUGCAUAUGGCAAGAUUCCUAGUAGACUUUGGUUUAUAUGAAGACAACUUUACUGGAGAGUGGCCGAGACUACCUCCACCAGCUGCAAAGGAAGCUGUUGACAACCUGCCAGAAAUUACUAUUGAUGAUUCUGGGAAGGAUUGUCCAAUAUGCUUAAAGAAGUUUAAUCCUGGAGAGAAGGCUAAACAAAUGCCAUGUAAACAUAUUUUCCACAGCACUUGCAUUCUGACCUGGUUAGCCAAAACAAAUUCAUGUCCAUUUUGCCGAUUUGAGCUUCCUACAGACAACAAUGGAUAUGAAGCAUUUAAAAAGGAAAAGAAGAGAGCAGAGCAGCGGAAAGAAGACCUAGAUACUCUUCAUAAUUCAAUGUUUAGUUGAUUUCAUCAUAAAGUAAUAAGCAGGUAACUUAAAAAUAUCCAUUAAAGCAUGUUCUAUUACAAAUUGCCUAAUGGCUCUAUUGAGUAUCAGACACAAUACCAAUUUAUAAAGGAUAUUAAUAAUAGCUAAAUAUUUUUUUCUUUCCAUCAAUUUAAUCAAUUUAAAAUAUACAUUCCCACUAUUGCUAAAUGAUGGGUUAAAAUUAUACAGUUUGGGACAUAAAAUAUGUUGGUGUCUUUAUUAGAUUAAUUUUAUUCUUA
Messenger RNA from Leguminivora glycinivorella, 874 nucleotides. Its product is annotated as E3 ubiquitin-protein ligase RNF181-like. The record is from RefSeq and is a predicted model, not a curated record. Gene Ontology annotation, molecular function: ubiquitin protein ligase activity. Gene Ontology annotation, biological process: protein ubiquitination. NCBI's taxonomy places the organism in Eukaryota, Metazoa, Arthropoda, Insecta, Lepidoptera, Tortricidae. The coding region runs from base 171 to 614 and encodes 147 amino acids. Gene Ontology annotation, cellular component: cytoplasm. The transcript has 3 exons.